CUGUAAACAAGCAUAGGAACGUUGGCUCAAAGCGACACGAGAGAACAAAGAGGAAGCUAUCCAACAGAAAUAUUCCACCAUGGCAAGAGUUAUUACUGCACAGGAAUGGAAAGAGAAGGGUAAUGAAAAGUUUAACAAAGGCGAUUGGUCAAAAGCAUUGAAUUACUACACAAACGCACUGAAACUAGAAAUAGAGAACAACGCUGAAAAAGAAGUGUGCUACAAAAAUCGAGCUGCCACUUAUUUAAUGCUGGACAAUUACGAGGAAGUCAUUAAAGACUGUAACAGUGCGUUAAAAAUAUGUUGUAAUAAAACAAAUCCUAGAGCCACGAUAUCACAACUGCUGGAUUUAGUAUUUAACGUGAGCGAAGAUAAAGAGAACCGUGAAACCGCUAUGAUUAAAUUGUAUACAUUCGCACGUGAUGAAACUGGUGCCGAGGAGAUAUUCCAGAAGGAAGGUGUAUCAAAAAUCGCACAACUUGUGAAAGUUGAAGAGAACGAAAAAUUGAUCUGCAACGCGAUUUAUAUCGUACGCGCAUUAUGCAAAAACAGUAUUGUUCGAACCGACUACGUUAUGAAAUGUGUCGGUUUGUUAUGGUGUCUGGAAAUGAUGAACAGCGCAUCUACAGAAAGAGUCAACGCGUCUCAAAGUUGUUUACAGACUAUAUUGAACAUCUACAGCGGCAUGAUUAAUAAAUACCGUCCAAAACCCGACAUGAGUUUGUGCUUAAAGUAUAAGAGUGAAAUUUACAUGAUACUGUCGUGCUUGUUAAAUAGUGUAACGAGUAGAACGAUAACAGGCCUUGCUAGAGACGCAACAAUAGAAUUUAUUACACGUAAUAUGCAUCAUGCUGCGUUAAACUGGGCCGAACAAUUGGUCGACUUUGGCGGUUUGCAAAAAUUAAUGGAGGUGGCCACCCAAUUGGAAAAACACGAAUCCUCGCUCGACAUCACGUCUUCUACUCGAACUCUUAUCAGUAUAUCCUUAGCAAAAAUAUAUGAAAACAUGUACCAUGAUGCUGCUAAGGAAGAAUUUAUCGACGCCAUUUACGAAUUUAUUCAGGAUAAAUUGCUUAAAUCUGACACAGAAUCCAAAGUGCGUGGAGUAGUUGCGAUAAUAACCCUGAUAUUCGGCCCGUUCAAAAUUGCAGACGCAAUUAUUUUCAAAAAAGGGAUGAUUGAGAAGAUCUUCGCUAUGGCGGAAACGGAUGACGUAUUGCAACAGAAAGUGGUUUGCGAAUGUGUCAUUGCCGGUGCGACUAAAUAUAAUAAGUUCAACGAGUUCAUAAAUAAAGGUGUAAAUAUAUUGCAGAAGCUGGAUAAAACUAAUAACGAUAUAAUUCGGAUUCUAGCGUUUUUGGGAUUGUGCAAGUUGAGUAAAUUUGAAAAGUAUUACGUUAUCCAACCGUUCGCGGGUAAAGCGACGGACGAAUUGGUCAAGGUUUGCAGACGAUUCUUGAUCAAUCCUCAAAGAGAUAUGAGAAAAUGGGCCGUUGAAGGUCUGUCGUAUCUCACUUUCAACAUCGGAGUCAAAAAGAAAUUAAUCGAAGACCGAGAAGCCGUUCAAGCGAUAAUCGCGUUUGCCAAGACUGAAAAUCAAUCAGUUCUUUACCGAGUGGACAUAUUGUUGCUGAACUUGUGCCACGCUUAUGACAAUAAAGAUGUUCUCAUACCCGAGAUAUUAAUGUUUCUCGAAUAUUUUCAUCUUGAGAAUCAUAUAUUGAUCGAGGACAGAGACGUGGAAGAAAGACGGCGCGUGUUAGCGCAUGCCGGUGUGACCUGCAGCGCUUUGGUGAGUCUCGCUAAAACAAAUAGCCAGAAUAGCAAGGAAUUGAUAGCCCACGUUUUUGACGCAAUAUGCAGUCAAGAGGAAUUGAGAAAAAUAGUUGUUGAUGAAUGCGGUACGGACGCAUUGUUGUCGUUAGCGCUGAGUGGCACAGACAAGGGAAAGAAGAUAGCUUUGCAAGUCCUAGUCCAUCUGGCACUCACGAUACCUCCUGAGGUUGCGUUUUCUGGUCAGAUGAUCAUGCAGGUUGUUCGGCCAAUCUUUAAUCUCCUAAAACGGAAGUAUGACGCUCUUGCGAUUAACAUUCUCUCAGUUUUGUGCAAUCUAGCUAGUGUCAAUGACAGCAUGCGACAACAUAUAUUCAACGAGGCAGGAUAUGAGAGAUUAUCGCGCAUUUUGAUUUAUAGCCACAAAACAGCAAGUCAACGCUAUUGUGGGAGACUUAGGGCCGCAGAACUUCUCGAUAAUUUGGCAUUAAACCGCGAAGUUGCUAUUAAGUUUUACGAGCAUGCCAAAGCUAAGGAAGUUAUGAAAUCAGUGUUGGAUAUAUUGUGCUUCUACGGAGAUAAAAACAAGGCAUUGGCUGGGGCUGGAGUGAGACUCACGGCGGUUGACAACGAAUAUUGCGAGAAAAUGCUUGAUAGGAUAUAUUCUUCGGACGAGAAUGCAAUACCCUUACAGGUUUUACUCUAUAAUUCAGACAGUAAUUUACAAUAUAGGGGUGUUAAAACUGUGCUAAACAUGAUGAAAAGCACAAGAAAGGUCGCUACAAAAUUCAUAGAAACAAACAUAAUAAUGGAACAACUAAGGGAAUUGAGCAAGAACGAUACUGUGCAAAAGAAGAGCGAGGAAUUAGCAUCCCUUGCUUUAGAGGUUGCUGCGGAAUGGGGCAAACUCAAGAAAAAUGUCGAACGGAACGGAUCGUCACAGAGCACUGAUAAUAUAGAACAUUCGAUUAAGAAGGCUAAAUGCGAAGAUUAA
Molecule: messenger RNA, 2767 nt
Organism: Temnothorax curvispinosus
Lineage: Eukaryota; Metazoa; Arthropoda; Insecta; Hymenoptera; Formicidae
Product: protein unc-45 homolog B-like
Molecular function (GO): Hsp90 protein binding
Source: RefSeq, a predicted model, not a curated record